GUUGGUGAGAAGCUCUUCCUAGUUGCAACGUAGUUCCAGGUUUUCUCAAAGUACUUAAUUUGGUGACUAAGACGUAAAGUGAACCGAGAUAAAAUGGCUAUAAGUUUUAUACUACUAGGACUUCUUGUCUUCAGCGCUGGAGUGCUCAACAGACCAAACGAAAAGAGAUGUGCUCCAAAAUAUUUAUUCGAGCUGGAUACGUUGACUGAUUCAUCCAUAUCUGACUGCAAUAAGAAAAUAGAUAUGCUCAAGUAUGUUCCAGAAUUUACCGAAGAUAAAUACGAGUUGAAUGAUAACGCUAACUCAGUGCGUUUCUCAGAAUUUGGUAUGCAGACUGAUGUAGAAAAGUUUAUGGAAUCAAUUAAACCUAGGAUAUAUCAACAAGCUCGCGAAAACACUGCAGAUGACUUUAACGCUGCAAUAAUAACCGGAACAUUAUACGACCCAUUCGAAGAAGAAGAGAACUUGUUUCAAGAUUUGUGUGUUAUAAUUGGAGCCUUCCUAGCCACGUUCGCAGCUGUUCUGUUGGUAUGUUUUUGUAUAUCGACAGGCUACGAUGCAUGUUCAAAGUGGUGUGACUUCUUGUUUUCUUUCCGAAAAGUCAGGAAAAUGUUACCAGCAGCGGAAGAAGCACAAUACCAACAAAUAAUAGAAGUUGAAGAGGAUUGUGAGACCUAUGUAUAAACAUUCCUUGAAUUUUUCCUUUGGUAUUUUUUAUAUUAUAAAAUAUUUGUAUUAUUUUUUAUAA
Diabrotica balteata is the source of this 748-nucleotide messenger RNA. NCBI's taxonomy places the organism in Eukaryota, Metazoa, Arthropoda, Insecta, Coleoptera, Chrysomelidae. The record is from the annotation of a GenBank genome assembly.